AUGGAUAUAAUUCACACAAAUCGAAUAGGAUGUAUAGGUGCUGGUUAUGUAGGAGGUCCUACAAUGGCUAUGAUAGCAAAUAAAUGUCCACAUUUAUCUGUCCAUGUUUGUGACAAAAAUCCCAAGGUAAUUGACCAAUGGAAUUCUGAAAACUUUAAUUUACCAAUAUAUGAACCUGGAUUAGUUGAUAUAUUAAAAAGAACUAGGAAUAAUAAUUUGUACUUCACUUUAGAUAUUGAAUGGGUUAUUUGUAAAUGUGAUAUUUUAUUUGUAUCCGUGAAUACUCCUACAAAAAACUAUGGAAUAGGUAAGGGUGAAAUAGCAGAUUUAACAUCAUGGGAAUCAUGUGCAAGGUCUAUAUCGAGAUAUUCUAAAAAUAGUAAAAUAAUAAUUGAGAAAUCUACAGUUCCAGUGCAUACAGCAGAUGCUUUACAGGAAGUAUUAAAUUCACAAAAAUCCGAUGAUAAGAUAGAGUUUAUAGUAUUAUCUAAUCCUGAGUUUCUUGCUGAAGGAACUGCUAUACAUGACUUGGAAUUUCCUGAUAGAAUCUUAAUAGGAGGUCCGAUAGAAACAGAAAUAGGUAGAUAUUGUAUGAAUACUCUCAGUAAGAUAUAUGAAUAUUGGAUACCAAAAGAAAGAAUUUUAUUUAUGAAUGUAUGGAGCUCAGAACUUUCAAAACUCACUGCAAAUGCCUUCUUAGCACAAAGAUUAUCAUCUAUUAAUUCCAUUUCAAGACUAUGUAAUGUUACAGGAGCUGAUAUAUCCGAAAUUUCAAAGGCUAUUGGUAUGGAUAGCAGAAUUGGAAGCAAAUUUCUAAAUGCUUCUUUAGGUUUUGGUGGAAGUUGUUUUAAAAAGGAUGUACUAUGUCUAUCUUAUAUUCUUGAAUCUUAUGGAUUAUCUAAGGAUGCAAAAUACUGGAGAAGUGUGAUUCAAUUGAAUGAAUACCAGAAGGAUUUAUUUGUAGAAAUUAUUCUUAAAUCAAUGUUUCAUACUGUUAAAAAUAAGAAGAUUUUGAUUUUAGGAUUUGCUUUUAAGAGCAAUACAGGAGAUACACGUGAAACCCCAGCUACAACCAUAUGUGAAAAACUUCAUACCGAAGGGGCUGAAGUAUUUAUUUUUGAUCCUUGUGUCAAGUUUAGAAGCAUUAGGGAGGAAUUUAUUGAAACUGGAAAUCAUAAUUUGGUAGAUUACUUGUUAGAAGAUGGGAAAUAUAAUAAUGAUGAAUCAUAUAUAUAUGAAAGAUAUGCUACAGUACUACUGGAAAGUGUCAAUUUGAAUAAUUCUGGAAAUUUACUUAAAUAUAAUAAGGAAAAAGUUAGAAGUGAAGAUUUUCCUAUGAGCAAUAACGAAAAAAAUACUCACGAAAGAAUAAGUAUAAAGGAAAUCAAGGAUCUUACAGAAUUAGCUAGGUAUAAUUCUAAAAAUAGAACAAAAUUACCAUAUAUUAAUGUAGUCUCUUCGUUGGAAGAAGGUAUUAUAGAUUCUCAUGCUAUAGUAGUUUGCACAGAUUGGGAUAUGUUUGCAAAUAUAGACUAUGAACUCUACUAUCAGAAAAUGAAUAAGCCAGCUUUUAUAUUUGAUGGUAGAAAUAUCUUGAAUCAUCAACAACUAUUUAAAAUAGGUUUUAAUGUCUUUAGAAUUGGCAAAAAACCUCUUCUACAUCAACAUAUACAAGAUGAAAAUGAAGUAUUGCAAAGUUUUAAGCUUAUUAUAAAUGACAGUAACAGUAAUAAUAAAACUACAAUAAACAAAGAAAAUUUGCCGUUCAAUCUACUUAAUUAG
This is a messenger RNA of Cryptosporidium muris RN66, 1782 nucleotides long. RefSeq names its product UDP-glucose dehydrogenase, putative. The coding region runs from base 1 to 1782 and encodes 593 amino acids. NCBI's taxonomy places the organism in Eukaryota, Apicomplexa, Conoidasida, Eucoccidiorida, Cryptosporidiidae. Gene Ontology annotation, molecular function: NAD binding; UDP-glucose 6-dehydrogenase activity. Gene Ontology annotation, cellular component: cytosol; nucleus. Gene Ontology annotation, biological process: polysaccharide biosynthetic process; glycosaminoglycan biosynthetic process. The transcript has a single exon. The record is from RefSeq and is a predicted model, not a curated record.